AUGCGCACUGAGCAGGACGCAGGCGCCGCCAGCAGCAGCGGCGAGGGCGCAGACGAUGCGGACGCAGCGACAGACACCCAGCAGCAGCAGCAGCAGCAGCAGCAGCAGCAGAGAGGUGACCCCGACAUAUUCAGUGCCCUGCUCGCCCGGAAGGCCGUGGUCGCCUCAAAGAUGUUCAGCUAUUCCAGCCGCAACGCCCUGUCAGAGGCAGUGCGCACUUUCGACACCAAGGCCUUGGCGACGGAGUCAGGCGUGCAGCCCGAUAUUCAAAAAGGCAAGUAG
Molecule: messenger RNA, 282 nt
Organism: Eimeria tenella
Lineage: Eukaryota; Apicomplexa; Conoidasida; Eucoccidiorida; Eimeriidae
Exons: 2
Coding region: 1-282 (93 amino acids)
Source: RefSeq, a predicted model, not a curated record